AUUAAUUUAUUUUUAUUUUAAGUUAAAAAUUAUUUUAUAUGCCUAUGAUAAAUGUGGUGAAUCGUAGAUAUCAUUAGCUGUAUGCCUGUAUGUCUGUAUUUGUCAAUUGUUUUUUAGAAAACUAUUUAUUUCAGUACAUUGGUAUGAUUAUGAACCAUGGAACAAUAUAGAAACGAAACUCGAUCAGCUGAUUGGGGGGGGGUCUUGUUUACCUAUGAUCUGAAGUCUGAGCCUCCGAAAAACAUGAAAAUAAGCGAUGAUGAUUCGGAUAAAAAAGAAUAUUGGAAAUUAAACGCCUUCUAUGUCAUCAUGGACUCAAUUAUUUGCAGUAUGAAAAUACGAUUUUCUGAAUAAAGUUUAUGCCUUGCUACUUCUGCUGAUAGACUAAUGCAAUUUGAUUAUGAAGGAAGCUCAUUCCUGGUUGAACAUUAUAAGGAUAUAUUAAACAUUAACGAAAAAAAUUUAAAAAGCGAAAUGUUGGUGUUCAAAAAUAUUAUUGGUGAUAAUAUAAAGGACUUCAAUUUUAUAAAAGAAAAUUUGAAUAAAAAAGUGUUUCCAAAUUUAUAUUUAAUGGUACAAGUAGCCAUUACUUUGCCGAUUUCAUCCGCCACAUCAGAACGCUCUUUUUCAGCUAUGAGGAGGAUAAACACAUAUUUACGGUCCACAAUGAACCAAGAUCGGUUUAGUAACCUAUCAAUACUCCAUAUUGAAAAAGACAUUGAGAUUCCAAUUGAACAAAUAUUAAAAAUAUUUAUUGAUAAAAAUAAAAGAAAAAUGAAACUUUGAAUAAAUAAAUAGAUUUUGUUGUUGUGUACUUGUGUUAUUAUAUUUUUUGGUGAAUUUUUAGGGGGUGUGGGGGCAUCGCCCCCACGGGUUACUUUUCAUAUAAUGUCAGGUGGGGGCUACAGCCCCCCCAACAUUUUAGCCCUAGUUGCGCCACUGCGGCCUCGCCAGUCGUCG
Myzus persicae (green peach aphid) is the source of this 960-nucleotide messenger RNA. Its product is annotated as 52 kDa repressor of the inhibitor of the protein kinase-like. The record is from RefSeq and is a predicted model, not a curated record. Bases 388 to 786 code for a protein of 132 amino acids. NCBI's taxonomy places the organism in Eukaryota, Metazoa, Arthropoda, Insecta, Hemiptera, Aphididae. Gene Ontology annotation, molecular function: protein dimerization activity. The transcript is spliced from 2 exons.